AUGAUCGAGGUAAUUCCGGAAGCUGAGAUCAGCACCAAUGCGGCAAUCGGGCACUUCCUCAACCGUGUCAACAGCAUCGUCUUUGACAGCAAAGACUAUUUCCGCAUCACCCGCGCUAAGUAUGCGAACUGGCUGCUGCGGAUCACGGAGGACCUUCAGUCGUACUAG
Molecule: messenger RNA, 168 nt
Organism: Colletotrichum orchidophilum
Lineage: Eukaryota; Fungi; Ascomycota; Sordariomycetes; Glomerellales; Glomerellaceae
Exons: 2
Coding region: 1-168 (55 amino acids)
Source: RefSeq, a predicted model, not a curated record